UCUAAACCUUUUUAUUAGCUCCACUCCACCAUAUACCUUCUCUUCAUCCUAACUCCUCAACCAUUAUAUUUCUUACCAACAAACAUUUCCAUCCUCUCUUCUUUUUGCAGGCCUAAAUUGCAUCAUAAUUAAUAGUCUUCUGGUCCUCACACAUCAAAGACUUUGAAUCUACAUCAUCGAGCGAUGAGUGGUUCUCUUCACGCGCCACCGGAGUUCGACUCCGGCAACGGCGAUUCAGUAGCCUCCACGCCUCGGUCGGAGCACCACCAUCACCACCACAUGUACAAUGACAACACCGCUCUACAGCCACGUGCCCGUUUCAUGUGCAGCUUCGGUGGCAAAAUUAUGCUCAGGCCACACGACAAUCAACUCCGCUACGUCGGCGGCGAUACUCGAAUCGUUGCAGUCAACCGCCACACUACCUUCUCAGCUCUCCUCGGAAAACUCUCUAAACUCUCCGGAAAUCCAAACAUUUACAUCAAGUACCAGCUCCCUAACGAGGACCUGGAUGCUUUGAUAACCGUUACCACUGAUGAAGAUUUGGAGCAUAUGAUGGAAGAGUAUGAUCGGCUCACGCAGAAUUUGAAAACGGCUCGGCUUCGGCUUUUCCUUUUCGCUAAUGAUUCUGGUUCGAGAGCUAGUACUAUUAGCUCCAUACUUGACGGUUCGUCUAAGCGAGAGCAAUGGUUUGUCGAUGCUCUCAAUGGAGGAGCCGGUGCGGGUACGGGUACGGGUACGGGUCUGGAGCGUGGACGAUCCGAAGUAUCGUCAAUUGUUUCUGAAGUUCCGGAUUACUUAUUCGGGUUGGACAAUUCUGAUGAACCGCUUCGUGAAUCAAAAUUCGUGAAGAACAGGAACCUUUCGGAGCCGGGUUCACCUGCUCCACCUAUUGUUUCUUCUGCAUAUUGCUCUAUAUCAUCAUCAUCAAUGGCACCUACAGCAGCUAUGACAGUAAUGCCUAAUCUUCCACCAGUUAAAACGAAGCUCGAUAAGCCAAAUCCGGUAGCUGAAUCCAGAGAAACUCCGGUUGCUAAUGUCACUACUGAAGCAGGCGAAAAGACGGUUCAACAGCAACCACAAAGUUAUCCGAGUAGUCCACUAUGGCAUUACCCAGCAACACCGGUUCAAACCAUACCCGUUUACUAUGUACCGGGUCCGGUUCAACCCGGAAACAUCCCGGUCCAAUCCGUUCCAUUAAGGUCUCCAUAUGUUCAUCCUUUUCCGGUUCCUCCGAAUCAGUUACCAAUCGGGUAUCCACCCAUUUCAAGUAUGGGCCAAGUAUACAGUGGAUUAAGACCCGUAAUGAGCGUCGACCCGAAUGAAUUUUCGGGUACUACGAGGGUCGUUACAGAAGGUACGAAUCAGGCAAUGUACUACGGAGUUAGGACUUCAUCAGGAGCUGUUCCGGGUUCUGGAGGUUCAGUUAGCGAAGAAAUGCAGGGAUCCGGAGCUGAUGGGAAAACGGGUCGGGUCUCUCAAUGAAGGUUUGAUUGAGAAUCAUAUAUUUGGUGUGCUACUUUUUGUGCUAAGCAUUUUGUUUUAUUUGAUGCAAUGAUUAGUGUAUGGUAAAUAAGCUGCAAUUGAUAAAUCUACCCUCCAAUAUGUGUGAUUUAAAAGGAGUAUUUGAUUAGUAAAAAAGCAAGUUGUAAAAGCAUUUAAGCACUGUUUCUUGGUAUGAUUAAGUUUAGAAAGGUUUUGGUA
Messenger RNA from Capsicum annuum, 1701 nucleotides. RefSeq lists its product as uncharacterized. Gene Ontology annotation, molecular function: protein binding. Lineage: Eukaryota; Viridiplantae; Streptophyta; Magnoliopsida; Solanales; Solanaceae. The coding region runs from base 184 to 1482 and encodes 432 amino acids. The record is from RefSeq and is a predicted model, not a curated record. The transcript has 2 exons.